Messenger RNA from Dunckerocampus dactyliophorus (ringed pipefish), 4060 nucleotides. Its product is annotated as phosphatidylcholine:ceramide cholinephosphotransferase 1-like. Gene Ontology annotation, biological process: ceramide biosynthetic process; sphingomyelin biosynthetic process. The coding region runs from base 392 to 1621 and encodes 409 amino acids. NCBI's taxonomy places the organism in Eukaryota, Metazoa, Chordata, Actinopteri, Syngnathiformes, Syngnathidae. The record is from RefSeq and is a predicted model, not a curated record. Gene Ontology annotation, molecular function: sphingomyelin synthase activity; ceramide cholinephosphotransferase activity; protein binding. The transcript is spliced from 6 exons. Gene Ontology annotation, cellular component: endoplasmic reticulum membrane; Golgi membrane.
UUUUGAUUAAACAUGAACGGAAUUUGAAUGCGUAGAAAACCCCAAAUAUUGUAGUUGUCGCACUCGGUUUUGAGAGUGGAGACAUUUUGUUUGAGCGCGUGAAGGCGCCAAGCGUGACUACACUGAAGGUGUGCUUGUUGUUAAGUGCUUCCCCCAGAGUAAAGCGGACGGACUUGUGGGCACGUUGCAAUCAGUGUUGCAAGAGGACUGCUUCAACAGCCGUACGGCAAGGUGUGCUGUGUCGAACAACAACAACCGAAAAGGACUUCCUGUUGAAGCGGAGGGGUACCCUCCCCGGGCGCUUGGUGAACACCAUGUGCCCACACUGGUGUGGUCGUAGCACUGCCCUUUAAGACCAAGCUGAGCCUCUCGCUUCCCCUGUCUCCGCACGAUGACGAAGGUAGCGGCAUGGUCGGCCGAGGAUGUGGCCGACUGGCUGAGUAAAGAGGGCAUGCUGGAGUACAUAGACGCCCUCCGGCAGACAGACGGCGCCGGCUUGCUACGGCUCACACGGGCGCACUUCCAGAUGCCGCCGCUUCUUCUGGUGUCCUCGGACGGCGGGCAGCAGCUGCUGGAGCGGCUGGAGACUCUGCGGAUCGAGACCCACAUCGAGGCUCACAAAAACGGCCACACCAACGGGCACGCUGGCGGGCUGCCCAACGGCACCAGUACACCCCUGAGGAACGGUGCCGUGCAACCCGCAGACUCCAGGAUGGAGAUGGUACACAUUCCCAUCCCUCCCAUGGAAACCCUGCGCUCCUCCUUCCCUCCUGAGUGGGGGAAGACGGGCGUGGCGUUCCUAUACGCGGUGGUGUGCUUCAUCACCACCACCAUCGUCAUAUCGGUGGUCCACGAGAGGGUACCUCCCAAAGAGCACACCCCGCCACUGCCCGAUAAGUUCUUCGACCUGUUUGACAGGAUAGAGUGGGCCUUCUCCAUCUGCGAGAUCAACGGCAUGCUGCUGGUGGGGCUGUGGCUCAUACAGUGGCUUCUUCUCAAGCACAGGUCAAUCAUAGGCAGGCGCUUCUUCUUCAUUGUGGGUACGCUCUAUCUGUACCGCUGUGUUACAAUGUACAUCACCACUCUGCCUGUUCCUGGGAUGCACUUCAGAUGCUCUCCAAAGCUUCUGGGCGACUGGGAGGCGCAUUUGAGGAGAGUGAUGAAGAUGAUCGCCGGUGGCGGCCUGUCCAUCACGGGCUCUCACACCAUGUGUGGAGAUUACCUGUACAGCGGCCAUACUGUCAUGCUGACGCUAACAUACCUCUUCAUCAAGGAGUAUUCCCCCAGACGCUUCUGGUGGUACCACUGGUUCUGCUGGACCCUGAGUGCCGUGGGAGUGUUCUGCAUCCUUCUGGCCCAUGACCACUACACGGUGGACGUGGUGGUGGCCUACUUCAUCACCACGCGCCUCUUCUGGUGGUACCACACCAUGGCCAACCAGCAGGCGCUGAAAGAGACGUCGCAGAGUCACCCCUUCUCGCGGGUGUGGUGGUACCGGCCGUUCCAGUACUUGGAAGAGAACGUCAGCGGCACAGUGCCUCGCACCUACCAGCUGCCGCUGUGGGUGCGGUCCGUGCCAUGGAGCCGCAGCGUGGCCUACAGCAGGCUGGAGGUCCAGUGACGCUCGGUCACGGCGGCGGGCGGGACUGUGGACUCCAAACGUGGAGGAAGAGUUUUAUGUAGCGCUGAAAAGCAGGCCAUCCCGCUCCAAAACGGGGAAAACUGUGACCCACCUUCUCCUUCUUUGUGUGUUUGUGUGUCCGUCCUCUUCCUCUGCAGGUAGUAUCUGACAACAGAGCACUAAUCUUUUCAUUUCCUAACACUUCUGCUUUUCUUGCAGAACGUCAAGCAUUUCUAAAACCUUCUUUUAGCACAAAACGGCCGUGGCCCCCCAGUGUUGAGUCCAGAAUGCCAAAUGCAUUUUCUUAAAAGCAAUUUAUGUUUUCUAAAGUUGCUAAACAAAAAAAAAGUGAAAAAAGUGAAAAAUGCUAUUUUUUUUAAGCGUGUUUAUUUUUAAACAAGAACAACAAAUAAUGUCUACCAAAAAUGUUUUUUUUUUUUUUUUUACAUUUCUACCUUUUUCAAGACAUAAGAAGAAGCAAGGAAAUCUCUCAGUGCCUUUCUUAGCGUGAUUGUAAAAAAGUCCAACAAGUCAAGAGUGUCUUGCUUCCCUUCCCUCGCUAGGGGCUUCCUGUGCCCUUGAAUGUAAAAAGCCUUACUGUAGGACUGGUCUUCCCUGCUACGUAUUUAUAAGUCGUGCUUUAUGGCGCGUGAGGAAUGACUUCUUUGUCCUUUCUCUUUAGUUUCUUUGAAAUGUCCGCCACAUUUCAUUCCUCCAGAUGAGUCUUGAAGCAAAUAGCAUCCAUGGUUUCCCAGUCAUGUGAGAAUAGUCUGGAGUUUCCCAGACAGUCAAAAAGGAGCUAGAGGCAAAGUUUCUGUGUGAAAUGAUCCUGAAUGCGCUUCAUAUGUUUUCCGUGCAUUUCAGCGAGGAGACUUUCUUUACUGCCAGUAUUUGGUUUCACACUGCAUCACUAGCCCCUUUCACACAGAAAUACGGCAGUAGCUCUGGCAUUUUAUAUGCCGUUUACUUGUGGGACAGCAACAAUUGCUUUCAACACAACAGGGCAGAGGAAGUGGGUGUGUCCUGGCCGUGGGGAACACCCUGACACACAGGACUUUGGCCCACCUCUGUUACAGCUCAAGCCCCUUUUAACGCUGCCUUUCAAGAUAGCUUUUUUUCCUGUGUAAACAGCAUACGUUGGGGGUUAGAAACUGACCUGCAAUCCGUCUUUAGAGGUAGUAACAGAGGCAGGACAGGCCACCUGAAAUCACUUCUCACUCCUUGCUCUUUUCACACUGCCUGGCUUUUUUCCACCUUUUAUACGUGUCGUUCUGUAUGAACGUCACUGCCGAGGAAUGGUGCCUAGAAAUGUUCCGUUUUGGAGCCAACAGCUACCAGAGCAGUAACAGAGGAGGAAUUGCGCUGGAAAGAUGAGACAAUAGGUUUUUUUUUCCCCGGCCCAUUUCCGCACAUCACUGUUCUGUCUGAACUGCACCAAGUAGCUAGCGCUUGCUGGACGGGCGCUUUCACCCAAGACUCAACUUGUCCCAGCUCUUGCCCCUUUCAAACAGCCUGUCAAAGCUAUCCUUUUCGUGGUGGCUAGAAGUGGACCAAGCAGCGGGCUAGAAUGCUGGAAGGGUGGAUCAGUGGGGUCACCUCUCCCAGCUCCUUUCCCACAGGCUGUAAAGCAACCUUUGCUAACACGGAAUUGGGGUUAGAAAUUGAGCAGGCUAUUUUCCACCUUCUGAUGUAGUUGAGGCAUGCUGGAAAGGAGGGGCCGGCACCUUUCGCACUGCCUUUUUUCCUUCCUAUUUUCCUUGUUUCAACGGCGCUGACAAGGAAUGGUGGGUAGAAUCCCACCAGGCAAUUUCCUGCCGUCACAGGUGACACAAAAGCAGCGCCUGAGGCAGGAUGGUGAGAUCCCACGCUCACGUCCCCUGCCCUGCUAUGUUGCUGCUGGGUGGGCAGGAUGUCUGUGUGAAAGAGGCUUCUCAUACCACCUCCAAACGUUUACCAAUGCUGUGUGAAAGGGGCUAUUGUUUGUAUGUGGUCCAUGGUGUUCAUGCUGAUCAGCAGAGACAGAAAAUGGGAAGACCUGACAGUUGCUUCAGAGAUGGAUGGGAUGGUCCCGGGUGGUCCCGGGUCAAGCGUUGGAAAGGGGAAAGCAGGCCAGGGAAUCUGUUUUGUGACUUUUGCACUGUGUUUUUAAAGACGUACAGAGCGAUGCUGUCCAAUCAUUUCUUGAGUUUUUUCUUUCCACAAAUGUUCCUCAGUGAUUGAUGGAGCUAAUUGUCCAAAUUGGACUGGAAUGUUUGACGGGGUUUGGAUGAAGGCCACAGAAGACGUUUGCAAUCAAGGUUUAUUUCUAUGUUUUAUUCUUCAUGAAGCUUCUAGUGUUUUUGUGACGUUGUGUGCGUAUACAGUACCAGAUGUUUGCUAACAUAAAGAAAUCGAAAUGGGACGCUGUUGAAUUAAAGAUUUUACAAUAUUAUACUUACA